UUAAUGAACCUGAUGAUGUUCAUGCUGUGUUAAAGAAAUGUCGAGAAGAAUUGAGAGCAGCCAAUGAAGAGAAGAGAAGUAUAAGACAGGAAAGUGACAUAUAUAGGAAGCAAAUGAUGGAUUUGCAUCGGAGGCUUGAGUCAGAGCGUAAAGAAAGAGGAACGUCCAAUACCAAAGCACUGCAGCUGCUGGCUGAAGUUAGAGAAAAUAAUAAAAUAGCAAAAGAAAUGAGAGACACAGAGAACAAGGAGUUGAGUGAGCAGGUUCAAAGUGCUUUAGUUCAACUUGAGCAGGAAAGAGUCUCAGCUGUCAAGAGGUGCCAGAGAGCACACGAAGAACUCAAGAAAAAACAAAUUGAAUUAGAUUGUUGUACUGCUAAAGUGUCUGAUUUGAAGUCAAGGCUGGCCCACGCUAGGGAAAGGAGUAAGAUUGAUACAGCUCACCUCCAGGACAAACUCCAGAGAUUGUCUGAUGACUCCAAGAAAAGAAUAAUGACACUUCACAAUGAAUAUGCUGAAUUGCAGGAUAGAUUCACUGCUGUUAAUAAAGAACUGAAACAAUUAAAAGAGUUACAGAUCAAGCAGGAGAAUGCCAGCAGCAGUGCUAGAGUGUCUGUCACUAGCAGUAGAGAACUGGAGGAGCUGAAGGUUGAGCUAGAGACACAGAAACAGCUCACAGACCAGUACAGUGCAAAGGUACUUGAGUGUGAGAAGGAACUAAGUUUAAAGACUGUACAGUGUCAGGAGAUGGAGAAAUCACUUGAUCUUGAAGCUACUCUGAAACAAUCUUUGCAAGAUAAGUAUGAUGCAAUACUUAAAGAACUGAAAUGCUACGAAGAAGCUGAGGGGGAGGAGCCAAAAACCACACCUACCAGCAGUAACACUGAUGACAACAUUUCUUCACUUCAAGAGGAACUUCUCAUUCAAAAACAACUAACUGAUGAAUAUAACUUUAAGGUACUGGAGUAUGAGAAGGAGUUAGGUAUGAAGACUGUAGAGUGUCAGGAGAUGACCGAGGCCUUGAAACUGGAGCAGAAUCUAAACAAUAAACUAUACGAUGAUAUAUAUCAUUUGCGUCAGGAGCAUGGUAAAUUACAGGCAGCUCACAUGAAACUCUCUAAACAGCUCAAGACCCAGGAGUCACGUGCUGCUGAAGCUUCAAAGGAAACUGAACAAGCUCUUCAAGAUAAGGCAGUCAUUGAAGAGGCACUGGAGCUGGAGAGAACUAGAAUGCAAAUACAACUAGCUCAGUUCACUAAACUCAUCGACUAUAGACACAACACACCUAGUGCAGCUAAGAAGAGGAGUAACCCCAAGAAGGGUUUAAAGUUAAGUCGUAAGAAACGUGAUCCAGAGAAGGAGAGAAGUGAAUGGAUGAUAUUAAAAGAUAUUGCAAAGAACUCUAAAGACAAUAAAGCAGGUGACAAUAGAGUGUCCAGAAGUCCAAGUAUUAGUAGUAUACUAGUGGAUCAAGCCACACCUGGAGGACAAUCUGUUAGAUCAACGCGUAAUAAUAAACCGUCAGUGACACCAGGGGCAACAUCAUCACUAGUUUGUUCAAGCAGUGUCGCCCCUACUCCCAGUAAAUCAGGUAUCAAGAGAUCAGCCCCUGACUCAUCAUCAGCAGUACUGGAACAUAACAUACCACACAGGUGGGUGAUUAAGUCUGGUGCAUUCCAUAAGAGUCAUUCCUGCUCCACUUGUUCAGGAUCAAUCAAACACACACAGAAAUAUGCCAAAUGUGCAUACUGCAGUUUUGUUGUUCAUCAGAAAUGUACCAGCAACACUCCUAACUCGUGCGGUCUUCCCCUACAGCUAGCAGCUCACCUCUACCCAACCUCACCCUCUAAGAGACAAUGCUCACAAGCAAUGGAGGAUGAUAACAAAGAGAAUGCAUCAUUUGUUAGUACUUCAUCAAUGGACAGCAAAAUGAGACGUUUGUCCAUUGAUCUGGUACGCUGCAAUAGUUCUAUCAUGUCUACUGGAACUGAUCUGUCUAUAACCUCAUCAAUGCUUGCUUCUAAUGACAGCAACGAUGACAGUCUUGUCUGAAUCCCAUCAUGCACCAGUCCUCUCUCUCUUUAUAUAUAAAUACUAUACACUCAAAGAUGAUAAGACAUUACAUAACGUAUUAGUAGGUAGAAAGUCCCUAUAUAGUGUUGCAUCACACUGCUUGCAUGGGUAAUGUUGAACACUAUAGUGAUUUAUUAUAAUAACAAAUCUCAUUUUUACUUUCAUAAUGAUUUCAAAAACAG
Messenger RNA from Amphimedon queenslandica, 2254 nucleotides. Its product is annotated as citron Rho-interacting kinase-like. Lineage: Eukaryota; Metazoa; Porifera; Demospongiae; Haplosclerida; Niphatidae. Bases 114 to 2051 code for a protein of 645 amino acids. The record is from RefSeq and is a predicted model, not a curated record. The transcript is spliced from 15 exons.